UGUAGCAAAUAGGAAAAGAAUUGCCAGAUUGGGCUAGGCAGAAAAGUUUAGAGUGAUGGAAGGCAAAGAUGAUGAUGAUGAUAGGAAGAUAGAAAAAACAAACAAGCGUUUGUUCAAACUUUGCAUGAAAGGAAAAUGGAAGAAAGUGGUUGAAACGUACGAGAAGGAAAAGAAUGCUCACACUGAAAGGAUAACGAGGACAGGUGACACUGCAUUGCAUGUAGCAGUCACCGAUGGUCAAGACGACGUCGUGCUGCAACUUGUGAAACUGAUUUGCUCCGUGGACAAAUUGGCUUUGGGAAUUACGAAUGAGAGAAAGAACACGGCCUUGCACUUUGCGGCUUCAAUGGGGAGCGUGGAGAUGUGCGAGUGCAUUGCUUCUGCGGAUGCUUCGUUGUUGAGCGUUCGCAACGUUGAUGGAGAGACCCCUCUCUUUCUCGCUGCUCUCCAUGGCAGAAAACAAGCUUUUAUGACCCUUCAUUACUCUUGUAUCUACCACACCAACCCAAAGGAUUCCAACUACUAUUCUAACUGCAGAAGAGCCGAUGGUGACACCAUUCUUCAUUCUGCCAUUGCUGGAGAUUAUUUUGAUUUGGCAUUCCAAAUAAUGAAUUUAUACGGAGAUCUUGCAAACUGGACGAACGAGAAUGGCUUCACUCCUCUUCAUGUCCUGGCAAAUAAGCCUUCUGUUUUCAAGAGUGGUUGCCACUUGGGACGAUUUGAAGCAAUUAUUUAUUACGCAAUUGUUGUCAAGGAGCUCAAAGUUGAAACCAAGCUUCACUUGCAUUGUCCAACAGCCAACAAAGAAAAAAACAAUUAUCCAGGAAAUUACCGGACGUUUAUAGAGCUAUGGAGGCUGACAAAAAAAUUCACCUCAGUUGUGACUCAUCCCUUGACACAAUUUGUAAAUAAAAAGUUGCCACAAAACGAUCAAAAUGGAACUCAAAGAGACAUUGAAGCGUCGAAAAAUAAUGGAGCUGGAAAAAAUUCUUCAGGAUCAGAAACCAGCAAUUGGUCACAUCCAUUAUUUCCAACCAAUUACAGAACUUGUGUGGACUUCUUCAAGUUUGUACUUAUGGUAAUGUCGGUAAUCUUGGGAACAGGGUCAGACAUGAUAAGGAGGAUACGGAAGAAAAAGGAAAAACACGUAUGGUCUGCUCAAAUAAUGGAAAAACUUCUGGAGCUCGCUUGCUUGUAUGAGUAUGAUGAAAAUGGCGGCAGCAUACCGGGGGAUAAAGAUCCAGAGACAAGUCCUUAUGAUUUUGAUGAGAAGGGUAGGGCUACUUUGCGUGAUAUCACUGAAGAACAACCUUCCACCACCAAUGGAGAGGCCAAGCAACAAAAGAAUGGAGAAAAGAAAAAUGAACAAAAGAUGCCGGAGACACCGAUAUUAAUUGCUGCGAGGAACGGUGUGACAGAAAUGGUAGACAAAAUCAUAGACUUGAUUCCGGUAGCUGUUCAUGACAUUGAUGCGAUGAAGAAAAAUAUAGUGCUAUUGGCAGUAGAGAACAGGCAAACGUAUUUAUAUGACUUCUUGCGGAAGAAGAAUUUAAAGGAAAGUAUAUUCGGUGCAGUGGAUAGAGAGGGAAACAGUGUAUUGCACUUGGCAGCCAAGCUUGGAGACUACAAGCCUUGGCUCAUUCCUGGUGAAGCUCUGCAAAUGCAUUGGGAAAUCAAGUGGUACUUGUUUGUUAAGGAAUCGAUGUCACCUCAGUUCUUUCGUAGAUACAACAAUGAAAACAAGACGCCAAGAGAUAUUUUCAGCGAAACUCACAAGGACCUUGUCAAGAGUGGCGGAGAAUGGUUGAAAAAAACCUCUGAAUCAUGCUCCUUGGUAGCAGCCCUGAUAGCCACUGUGGCCUUUUCCACAUCCACUAGUGUCCCCGGCGACUUCAAAGAUGACACCGGCGCCCCAACCCUUGAAAACAUGCCAGAAUUCAAAGCAUUUGCAUUCUCAUCUCUCAUUGCUCUUUGCUGUUCGGUCACCUCCCUGGUGAUGUUCCUCUCAAUACUCACAUCUCGGUUUCAAGAACGUGAUUUUGGAAAAAAUCUUCCCAGGAAGCUGAUCCUAGGUUUGACAUCGUUGUUCAUGUCCAUUACGUCCAUGAUGGUUUGUUUCUGUACUGGCCAUUUCUUUGUGCUGAAGGACAAACUCAAAUCUGUUGCAUUUCCUGUAUAUGCCGUGACAUGCCUGCCAGUGACACUUUUUGCCUUGGCUCAAUUUCCACUCUACAUUGAUCUCAUAUGGGCUACUUUUAAGAAAGUACCACAGCGUGGCUACAAAACCUCUCUACAUUAGUUCUACAGCCAGCAUUAUAUUUGACUUUAAAUUAUGCUGCAUCUGUAAUCUAAUAUUUGGUAUUUGGAGCUUAAACUUUUUUCUUUUUUUCUUUUUUUUGUUGGGGGU
Messenger RNA from Cajanus cajan (pigeon pea), 2407 nucleotides. RefSeq lists its product as uncharacterized. The record is from RefSeq and is a predicted model, not a curated record. Gene Ontology annotation, molecular function: protein binding. Gene Ontology annotation, cellular component: membrane. NCBI's taxonomy places the organism in Eukaryota, Viridiplantae, Streptophyta, Magnoliopsida, Fabales, Fabaceae.